UACAGCAUCCCAGCCUCAGUCCUUACAGCUCCUCCAUCUGCAGCGCGGAGCUGGACGGGCCAGCCAGAAUGUGGAGAGCACCGCCGCUUCAACUCUUUUUCUUCAUUUUAUGCUCUGUUAGAUGGUGCCAUGCUGAAGGAUGUGAAUUAGGGCAGUUUCGGUGUGGGACAGGUCGAUGUAUUCCUGAGGAGUGGCACUGUGAUGGGACAUCAGAUUGCAUCGAUGACACUGAUGAACACGACUGCCCUCAGGUAACAUGCGAUGACAGUCAUUUCCAGUGUCUGAGUGACGGCGAGUGCAUCCCAGACGUAUGGGUGUGUGACAAUGAGGAAGACUGUGAGGAUAGCUCAGAUGAGAGACACUGCCCUGGCAGGACAUGUACUAGUGGCCAGUUCAGCUGCAGCAACGGGGCAUGCAUCCCAGGAGAAUACCAUUGCGACCACCUGGCUGACUGCUUAGAUGGAUCUGAUGAGAGAAACUGCAAUUACCCUCAGUGUACAGAGAUGAGGUGUGCCAAUGGGGCCUGCUACAACCGGACCCAAAGAUGUGACCAUUUACUGGACUGCCGAGAUGGCUCUGAUGAGGCAAACUGCACACAGCACUGCAACACAGGGUUCCACCAAUGCCUUAAUGGGCUAUGUGUUCCUCAACGCUACGUCUGUGAUCACGACGAUGACUGCGGAGACCGGAGUGAUGAAAUAAACUGCACAUAUCCUGCUUGCAGAGGAAAUUACUUCACUUGUCCCAGCGGCCGCUGUAUUCACCAAGUCUGGCUUUGUGAUGGAGAGGACGACUGUGAGGACAAUGCUGAUGAAAAAGGCUGUGAUAAUGUACCACGGGAGUGUUAUCCAGGAGAGUGGCCCUGUCCUUCAUCUGGGCUGUGCAUCCCUAUGGAUAAGCUGUGUGAUGGGAAGGCUGACUGUCCUGAUGGAGAGGAUGAAACUAACACCACUGCUGGACACAACUGCAGCAUCUGGAAGUGUGCUUCUUUGAGCUGUGAGCAUCACUGCCACACUUCCCCUGAUGGAGGAACAUGUGCCUGUCCUUCUGGCUAUAUUGUCAACAGCAACGACAGUCGCUCCUGCAUAGACUUUGAUGACUGCUCCAUGUGGGGCACCUGUGAUCAGCUGUGUGAGGACCGGAUCGGCUCCCAUCGCUGCAGCUGUAGAGAGGGCUACACUUUGGAGCAACAUCGAUACUGUAGAGCAGACAUAUCCACUGGAGUUCCUUCCUUAGUUUUCUCUAAUGGCAGAGAUCUGGUAAUAGGCGACAUCCACGGCAACAACCUGCGCACUUUGGUUAAUUCACAGAACAGAGGGGUUGCUGUAGGAGUGGACUUCCACUAUCAUCUCCGUAGGGUCUUCUGGACAGAUACCAUCCAAAAUAAGGUGUUUUCUGUGCAAAUGGAUGGGUCCAACAUGCAGGUGGUUUUAAAUGUAUCAGUUGACUACCCUGAGAACCUGGCGGUGGACUGGGUGAACAAUAAACUGUAUGUGGUGGAGGCCAGCGUCAACAGGAUUGACAUGGUGGACCUAGAUGGAAGUAACCGGGUUACACUCAUCACUGAGAACCUCGGAAACCCUAGAGGACUGGCGGUGGACCCCACUGUUGGGUACAUGUUUUUCUCAGACUGGGAGGCAGCAAACGGACAGCCGGGUCUUGAGCGGGCCUUCAUGGAUGGUACCAAUCGUUACGGGAUUAUUGGGAGCAAACUAGGUUGGCCUGCUGGUAUCACACUUGAUAUAGAAGUCAAGCGCAUCUACUGGGUUGACAGCCGCUAUGAUUAUAUCGAAACUGCAACCUAUGACGGUCUGCAUAGAAAAACUGUAAUCCAUGGAGGAACCGUGGUACCACAUCCUUUCGGAAUCAGUUUGUUUGAGCACAAUGUUUAUUUCACUGACUGGACCAGGAUGGCCGUGAUAAAAGCAAACAAGUUUACUGACAGCAACCCACAUGUGAUUUACACCACGUCUAACACCCCACAUGGAGUAGCAGUGAUACAUCAGUUAAAGCAGCCACAAGCGCCAAAUCCCUGCAGUUUGGACAGAGGUGGGUGUGAGCAGAUCUGUGUUCUCAGUCACAGGAGCGACAAUGGAGGACUUGGUUAUCGCUGCAAAUGUCGCAUUGGUUAUGACCUUCAUGCUGAUGGCAAACGCUGUUUGGCUGUAAGGCAGUUUCUGCUUUUCUCCAGCCAGCUGGCUGUGAGAGGAAUCCCCUUUAACCUCUCCUCCCAGGAGGACAUCAUCCUGCCCGUCACCGGAUCGCCCUCCUACUUUGUCGGAGUGGAUUUUAGCGCUGAAGAUGAUGCUAUCUUUUUCUCUGACACAGCAAAAGAUAUUAUUUACAAACAGAAGGUGGAUGGAACAGGCAGAGAGAUACUGGCAGCCAACAGAGUGGAGGGAGUGGAGGAUCUGGCUUACGACUGGAUUUCCAAAAACCUCUACUGGACUGACCCUCGAUACAGGAGCAUAUCUGUCAUGAGGCUCGCCGAUAAGUCCAGGAGGGCCAUUAUUCAGAACCUUAACAACCCCAGGGCCAUCGUGGUGCAUCCUCUGAUUGGGUACAUUUUUUGGACUGAUUGGUACCGUCCUGCAAAGAUCAUGAGGGCUUGGUGUGACGGGUCACAUGCCAUGCCUAUUGUAAACACUACCCUGGGCUGGCCAAAUGGAUUAGCAAUUGACUGGAGCUCAAUGCGUCUGUAUUGGGUAGAUGCCUUCUUCGACAAAAUUGAGCACAGCAACUUUAACGGACAAAACAGGCUUUCCUUGGACCGCAUAACCCAGAUCUCCCAUCCUUUUGGUCUUACCAUUUUUGAAGGCUUUGCGUAUUUCACUGACUGGCGCCUGGGUGGCAUUGUCCGUGUGCGCAAGACUGAUGGUGGGCAGAUGGUAGUUAUUAGGAGAGGAAUCAGCCACAUCAUGCAUGUCAAGUCUUUCAACUCCAACUCUCAGAUCGGUGCUAACCUCUGCAACAGGCAGACAAAUCCUAACGGAGACUGCAGCCACUUCUGCUUCCCAGCUCCAGACUCUCAGAGAGUGUGUGGCUGCCCGUACGGCAUGAAGCUGUCGCCAAACCAGCAGACUUGUGUCGAGGACCCCUCCAACGAGCCCCCAACAAUGCAGUGUGGAGCCAACUCCUUCUCCUGUGGCAACGGCAAAUGUGUCCCAAACACCUACAGAUGCGACGGUGUUGAUGAUUGCCAUGACAACACCGACGAACUCCAUUGUGGAAUAAACAACACUACUUGUUCCCCCUUGGCCUUCACCUGUGCCAGUCAGCGCUGCGUGCCAGCAGAGUGGCGCUGCGACGGGCACAAUGAUUGCUUUGAUAACAGCGACGAGAUCAACUGCCCCACACGGGUGCCAGGAACGUGCCCCGCCAAUCAGUUCACAUGUGCCAACCACCGAUGCGUCCCUCAUACGUGGCGCUGCGAUACAGAUAACGACUGUGGAGACGGGUCCGAUGAAGCAGACUGCUACCUGGGAAGUACGUGCCACCCAGGACAGUUUCAGUGUCCUGACCACCGAUGUAUAGACCCCAACUAUGUCUGUGACGGAGAUAGAGACUGUGUGGACGGAGCAGAUGAACAGGGAUGCAUCUACAACUGCACUGUGAGUGAGUUCAAGUGUACCAGCGGCCACCAGUGCAUCAACUCCUACUACCGCUGCGAUGGGGUCUUCGAUUGUAGCGAUCGCUCUGAUGAGCAAAAUUGUCCUACCAGGCCCCCAGGGAUGUGCCAUCACGAGAAUGAGUUUCAAUGUCAGUCGGAUGGGAGCUGUAUCCCGUCGUCAUGGGAAUGUGAUGGCCAUCCAGACUGCCAGGAUGGCAGCGAUGAACACCACGCCUGUCCUCCGCGGACCUGCCCAUCUUCUCUCUUCCGCUGUGAUAAUGGAAACUGCGUCUUACUCAGUUGGAUUUGUGACGGAGACAACGACUGCAGAGACAUGAGCGAUGAAAGAGAUUGUCCCACGCCGCCUUUCCGGUGUCCAAGUUGGCAGUGGCAGUGUCCUGGUCACAGUGUUUGUAUCAAUCUCACCACAGUGUGUGACAACACACCCAACUGUCCCAAUGGCGCUGAUGAGUCUCCACUUUGCAAUGAGCCUUUACCAGACCAAGCGAGCUGUACUGAUAACAACGGUGGCUGCACUCAAGGUUGUAUACAGGGGCCUUUUGGGGCCCAGUGCACGUGCUCUGUUGGUUAUCAGCUCAACAGCGACACCAAAGCGUGUGAUGACAUAGAUGAGUGUAAUCCCCCAGGACUGUGUAGCCAGCACUGCUUUAACGAGAGAGGCUCCUUUCGCUGCCACUGCCAGGAUGGCUACACUCUUGAAGCAGACCAACGUACCUGCAAGGCUUCAGACUCUCGUCAAGCCUUUCUACUUGUGGCCAGUCGAAAUCAGAUUAUACAAGAUGAAAUAAGCGGUCAACCGAAUGUGAUUCGGUCACUGAUUCGAGACGGACGCAACAUCGUGGCUAUAGAUUUUGACUCUGUGUCGGACCGUGUGUACUGGUCCGAUACAAGCCAGGACAGGAUCUGGAGUUCUCACAUAAAUGGCAGCGAGAGAACUGUGAUAUUUGACAGUGGAGUGACUGUGACAGAGAGCCUUGCAGUGGACUGGGUGGGCAGGAAUUUAUACUGGACCGACUAUGUCCUGGAGACAAUUGAGGUGUCUAAACUGGACGGCACACACCGGACCGUCUUAGUUAGUGAAAAUGUCACCAACCCUCGAGGUCUCGUGGUGGACCCCAGAGACAGCGCUCACCUGAUGUUUUGGACUGACUGGGGAAGGAACCCCCGAAUAGAGAGGGCAAGCAUGGAUGGGAAACUCAGGACAGUCAUCAUAAGCAGCAAACUGUACUGGCCCAAUGGUUUAACCAUCGACUAUCCAAAUAAUUUGCUGUACUUUGCUGAUGCCUAUUUGGACUUUAUUGAUUACUGUGACUACAAUGGAAACAACAGAAAACAAGUCCUUGCCAGCGACUUGGUACUGCAACAUCCCCACGCAAUUACCAUUUUUGAGGAUUUUGUCUAUUGGACCGACAGAUACAUCAACCGAGUGAUGCGAGCUCAUAAGUGGCAUGGGGAGAACCAGACAGUGAUGCUGUUCAACCUCCCUCAGCCAAUGGGGCUAGUGGCAGUGCACCCAACCAGGCAACCAGCAGGGAGAAAUUACUGCUUGGGGAGCGCCUGCACUCAUAUCUGCCUACUCUCUGCUGUGGGACCCAGAUACUAUUCAUGCGCCUGCCCCUCCGGCUGGACUCUGUCAGCGGACCAGUUCACCUGUUCCAGAGUUGAGGAUCCCUUUCUGGUGGUUGUGAGAGACAGCAUCAUCUAUGGUAUUCCACUAAACCCAGAGGACAAGAGCAAUGAUGCAAUGGUUCCAGUAGCUGGUCUUCACAACGGCUACGAUGUUGACUUUGAUAACAAGGAACAGACCAUCUACUGGGUGGAACACCCUGGUGAGAUCCACAGGGUGAAGUCAGACGGUACAAACAGGACAGAGUUUGCCCCCGCAGCCAUUCUCGGCUCUCCUGUUGGCCUGGCCCUGGACUGGAUCACAGAGAAUCUGUACUACACCAAUCCAGCUACACAGUCUAUUGAGGUUUUAAAGUUGAGAGGAGAUGUACAGUACCGGAAAACUAUAAUCACAAACAACGGCUCUCCGACCGGCGCUGGCAGUCCUGUUGGCAUCGCUGUGGAUCCAGCACGUGGCAAACUUUAUUGGACAGACCAGGGAACAGAAAGUGGCAUCCCUGCCAAGGUGGCAGCUGCAGACAUGGAUGGCAUGAACCCAGUCACGCUCUUCACCAACAACCUUGAUCACAUUGAGUUCCUCGCUGUGGACAUCCAAGAGAACAAGCUGUACUGGGCUGUCACAGGCACCGGAAAAAUUGAGCGAGGGGAUCCAGAUGGAAGUAACCGCAUCACCAUAGUGACGGGUCUCUCCCACCCUUGGGGUGUGGCCGUCUACCAGAACUACCUAUUCUUCAGCGAUCGUGACUUUGAGGUCAUCGAACGAGUAGACAAGUCCACUGGUGCCAACAGGGUUGUGAUGCGAGACAACCUGUCAGGACUUAGAGUCCUAAAAGUUCACUUUAGAGAUACGUCUGCAGGCACAUCUAAUGGCUGCACAGACAAUAUGGGAGCGUGUGAGCAGCUCUGUCUUCCUCGACCACAAGGAUUUUUUACCUGUGCAUGUGCGACAGGUUUUAAACUAAAUGCAGACAACCGGACUUGUGCCCCUUACAAGUCCUAUGUCGUCAUCUCCACUCUAUCUGCUAUAAAAGGCUUCAGUCUUGAAGGCUCAGAUCACUCUGAGGCAAUGGUCCCUGUGGCUGGAAGAGGUCGCAACGCUCUCCACGUUGAUGUGCACAUGGCUUCUGGUUUCAUUUACUGGUGCGACUUCAGCAGUACUGUGAUGAUACAAAACGGGGUCAGACGUAUAAAGCCAGAUGGCUCAGGAUUACACAGUGUGGUCACAUCUGGAAUAGGACGCAACGGAAUACGAGGCAUUGCUGUGGACUGGGCUGCAGGUAACCUGUAUUUCACCAACGCCUUUCUGACUGAGACGUAUGUCGAGGUUCUUCGUUUGAACACGACUUUCCGGAGAGUACUGCUGAAGACGCAGGUGGAUAUGCCGCGGCACCUUGUUGUGGAUCCCAGAAACAGAUACCUGUACUGGGCUGAUUAUGGUCAGCACCCCAAAAUUGAGCGUGCACUCUUGGAUGGAACCAACCGUACAAUUUUAGUGUCUUCAGGGAUAAUCACCCCACGAGGCCUUUCUCUGGACUGGCAUACUGGAUAUGUUUACUGGGUAGAUGACUCUCUGGAUAUGAUAGCCCGCAUUGGCCCUCAUGGAGGAGAGACAGAGAUUGUUAGGUACGGCAGCCGCUAUCCAACUCCUUAUGGAAUCACAGUGUUUGAGAACAGCAUCAUUUGGGUGGACAGAAACCUCAAAAAAGUUUUUCAAGCAAGCAAAGAGCCAGGCAGGACAGAGCAACCGGCAGUAAUUAGAGAUAACAUAAACAUGCUGAGGGAUGUUACUAUCUUUGACCAACGUACACAGCCCACCAGUGUGCAAGAACUGAACUACAACCCCUGCAUGGAAAACAAUGGUGGCUGUGGCCACUUCUGCUUUGCCCUUCCAGGCUCUAGUCAGGGCACUCAAAAUAAAAAGUGCAGCUGUGCUUUUGGUGAUCUUGCCACAGAUAAAGAGAGCUGUGAGAUGACAAAGGAGGAUUACCUCAUCUACACUACUGAGAGCACAGUCCGCAGUCUGAGACUUGAUCCUGAGGACCAUGCACUGCCGUUUUCUGUUGUCAAUGUGCCUCGCACCUCCAUCGCUCUUGAUUUUGACCUUACAGACAACAGGAUUUACUUCACUCAGAGCUCAGGUGCAGGAGCCAGCAAGAUCAGCUAUAUCAGCCUGUCCUCUCCCACUACAGCUCCUGUUGUAGUAGCUGCAGAUCUUGGGGCUCCUGACGGGAUAGCCUACGACUGGAUAAACAAAAGAAUUUACUAUAGCGACUACGUCAACCAGAGCAUUAGCUCGAUGUCUGUGGAUGGUGCCCAAAAAACAAUAAUUGCCCAUGUGUCGAGGCCAAGGGCCAUUAUGUUGGACCCCUGCAGGGGAUACAUGUACUGGACAGACUGGGGAACUCAUGCAAAGAUUGAGCGAGCCACCUUGGGAGGAAAUUUCAGAACUGAUAUUGUGAACAACAGUCUGGUGUGGCCAAAUGGUCUGACUUUGGACUAUGAAGAGGAGAGACUCUACUGGGCAGAUGCAAGCUUACAGAAGAUUGAGCGAUCCUCUUUAUCUGGAGCCAACCGCGAGGUCAUUGUCAGCACAGCUAUCUACCCAUUUGCAAUGACUAUGUUUGGUCAGUUCAUCUAUUGGACCGACUGGAACACCCGCAGCAUCUAUCGGGCAAACAAACACGAUGGCUCUGACCAGAGGGUCAUGAUUCAGAACCUCCCAUCCCGACCAAUGGACAUUCAGGUUCUGGCCCGCAGGAAGCAACAGCUGUGUGACAGUCCCUGUCAGCAGUUCAACGGAGGCUGCAGCCACAUCUGCACUCCAGGACCUAAUGGAGCUGAGUGUCAGUGCCCAGCAGAAGGUCGAUGGUACCUGGCUGACAGCAAGUACUGUAUUCCUGACAAUGGGACUCGCUGCCAGCCAGGCCAGUUCACCUGCAUGAAUGGCCGGUGUAUCCGACCCCAAUGGAUAUGCGACAAUGACAAUGACUGUGGAGAUGGAAGCGACGAGCUGGAAAGAGUAUGUGCCUUUCACACCUGCGAGCCCACUGUGUUAACUUGUGGCAAUGGGCGGUGUGUUCCCUACCACUACCGCUGUGACCAUUACGAUGACUGUGGAGACAACAGUGAUGAAGUUGGCUGUCUGUUCAGACCUUGUGACCCCAGUACAGAAUUUGCCUGCAACAAUGGCCGCUGCAUUGCAAAGGACUAUGUUUGCAAUGGCAUCAACAACUGCUACGACAAUGGGACUACUGAUGAGCAAAACUGCCCUGAAAGAACCUGCCAGCCAGAGCAAACAAAAUGUCAGUCUACCAACAUUUGCAUCCCACGGUCAUACCUAUGUGAUGGAGACAAUGACUGUGGGGAUAUGAGCGAUGAAAGCCCAACACACUGUGCUGCAGCCACUUGCUCCCAGAGUGAGUUUCGUUGUUCCAGCGGUCGCUGCAUCCCCGCCCACUGGUACUGUGACGGAGGAGCUGACUGCUCUGACGGCUCUGAUGAACCCCUCUCCUGCACCACACUGGUCAGAACCUGCAAUACAGAUCAGUUUCGCUGUGAUGAUGGCAGGUGCAUUGCUUUAUCAUGGAUCUGUGAUGGAGACAAUGACUGUGGUGACAUGAGCGAUGAAGAUCAGAGACACAACUGUGCCAAUCGCACGUGUUCAAGCACAGAGUUCACUUGUGUCAAUAACCAACCACCUCAGCGGAAGUGUAUUCCAGGUGACUGGGUGUGUGAUGGAGAUGCAGACUGUGCAGAUGCCCUCGAUGAACAUCAAAACUGCACCCGCAGAUCCUGUGGCAUCAGUGAGUUCACCUGCAGCAAUGGUCUCUGCAUACGCAGCUCCUACAGAUGUGACCGUCGUAACGACUGUGGAGACAGCAGUGAUGAGCAAGGUUGCACUUACCAGCCCUGCCAGUCACACCAGUUCACAUGCCAGAAUGGCCGCUGUGUGUCUAACGACUUUGUCUGUGAUGGAGACAAUGACUGUGGGGACGAGUCUGAUGAGCUGCAGCAUAUUUGCCAUACACCUGAGCCCACCUGUCCCCCCAGAGAAUUCAGAUGUGAAAAUGGACAUUGUAUUCCCUUUAGGAAGGUGUGUGAUAGGAAUGAUGACUGCUCCGACAACAGUGACGAAAAGGGAUGUGGUAUCAAUGAGUGUACAGACCCAUCCAUUCACCACUGCGACCACAAUUGCACUGAUACUCCCACCAGCUUCAUCUGCACCUGCCGUCCAGGUUACCGCCUCAUGUCUGACGGCAAAACAUGCGAUGACGUCAACGAGUGUGUAGAGACACCCAGCGUUUGCAGUCAGAUCUGUGAAAACACCGUCGGCUCCUACGUGUGCAAGUGCUCUCCAGGGUUUCUCAGAGAGCCGGAUGGACGCAGCUGCCGUCAGAACAGCAACAUCUCUCCCUACCUCAUCUUCAGCAACCGCUAUUACCUGAGGAACCUGUCAACAGACGGGCAGGCCUAUUCUCUUAUUCUGCAGGGCCUGACCAGCGUGGUCGCUCUAGACUUUGAUCGUGUUGACAAACGCCUCUAUUGGAUCGAUGUGAGUCGCAGAGUGAUAGAGAGGAUGUCUUUUAACGGCAGCAACCGGGAGGUGGUGGUCAGUGGAGUUCUGCAUGGAGAGGGCCUGGCUGUUGACUGGAUAGGAAGGAAACUGUAUUGGGUGGACAGCUUCCUGGAUUGCCUCAAAGUGUCCGAACUGGACGGCCGUUUUGUAAAGAAACUGGCUGAACAUUGUGUUGAUGGGAAUAACACCUACUGCUUUGAAAACCCCAGGGGUAUUGUUCUGCAUCCCAAAUAUGGAUAUGUCUACUGGACAGACUGGGGAGACAAAGCCUUCAUUGGUCGUGUUGGGAUGGAUGGAACCAACAAAGCAGCAAUCAUCACCACCAAGAUAGAGUGGCCCAACGGCAUCACAAUCGACUACACCAACGACAAACUCUACUGGUCAGAUGCACAUCUCAACUACAUUGAAUACUCCGACUUGGAUGGUCAGCACAGACACACGGUGUAUGAUGGAAACUUGCCGCACCCUUUUGCACUGACUGUGUUUGAAGACACUGUGUACUGGACUGACUGGAACACACGCACUGUGGAGAAAGGCAACAAGUACGAUGGUUCUGAUCGAGAAGCCCUGGUUAACACCACACACAGGCCAUUCGACAUUCACGUAUACCAUCCUUACCGCCAGCCGAUUGUAAACAAUCCCUGUGCUGCGAACAAUGGGGGCUGCUCUCACCUGUGCCUAAUCCGUCACGGGGGGCGAGAACACACCUGUGACUGCCCCGACCAUUUCCUGGCUGUUCAAAUAGGAGGUGUGACCCGAUGCCUGCCCAUGUGCACCAGCACCCAGUACAGAUGCGCAAACAAUGAACGUUGCAUCCCUAUCUGGUGGAAAUGUGAUGGUCAGCGGGACUGCAGGGAUGGCUCAGAUGAGCCCUCUACCUGUCCUAUUCGCCACUGCAGCUUGGGCCAGUUUCAGUGCAACGAUGGAAACUGUACCAGUUCACACUUUCUGUGUAACAGCCACCUGGACUGUCCCGAUGGUUCGGAUGAAGAUGCCGUGCUGUGUGCUACACACCAGUGUGAAAGCCAUCAGUGGCAGUGUGCAAAUAAGCGUUGCAUAAGCGAGUCAUGGCAGUGCGACAGUGAGGAUGACUGUGGCGAUCGGUCAGACGAGGACCCUGUCCACUGUGCCACCAGGACCUGUCGCCCGGGACAGUUCAAGUGCCGCAACGGACGCUGCAUCCCACAGAGCUGGAAAUGUGACGUUGAUGAUGAUUGCGGUGACAAUUCAGAUGAGCCUCUAGAGGAGUGCAUGGGUCCAGCGUAUCGAUGUGACAACCACACAGAAUUUGCCUGCAAAACCAACUAUCGCUGUGUCCCACUCUGGUCCAUCUGCAACGGCCACAACGACUGCAGAGACAACAGCGACGAGCAGAGCUGUGAGGAAGUGACCUGCGAUCCUACCGGGGAUUUCCGCUGCGACAAUCACCGCUGCAUCCCGCUGAGAUGGAGAUGUGAUGGAGCUGAUGACUGUGGAGAUAAUUCAGAUGAACGCAGCUGCAUGCCACGAUCGUGCACCGAGAGCGAGUAUCGCUGUGACAACCUGCGCUGUGUUCCCAACCGUUGGGUCUGUGACCAUGACAACGACUGCGAGGACAACUCGGAUGAAAGGGACUGCGAGCUGCGGACGUGUCCCCCUGGCUACUUCCAGUGCACCAGUGGACACUGUAUAGCUGAACGUUUCAAAUGUGAUGGCAACGCCGACUGUCUGGACUACACGGAUGAGACAUCAUGCCCGACCCGCUUUCCCAACGGCACGUACUGCCCGCCUUUCCUGUUUGAAUGCAGGAACCAUAUUUGUGUCCAGCCUCACUGGAAAUGUGACGGAGACAAUGACUGCGGAGACAACUCUGACGAGGAGCUGCAUCUCUGCUUGGACAUCGAGUGUGAGGCUCCGUUCCGUUUCCGAUGUGACAACAACCGAUGCAUCUACAGCCCUGAGCUGUGUAACUCCAUUGAUGACUGUGGGGACGGUUCGGAUGAAAGACAGGAAAACUGUCAAAAGCCCACACACGGUCCUUGUGACGACGAGGAGUUCAAAUGCAGUAAUGGAAAGUGCAUCCCUCUGCAGUACGCCUGCGAUGAAUAUGACGACUGUGGAGACGAGUCGGAUGAGCUCGGCUGCCAUGUGGGCCAUGGACACACAUGCAGUGCCAACAUGUGUGAACACAACUGCACCGACCUAACUCAGGGAGGCUUCGUUUGCUCCUGCAGACCCGGUUACAAGCCCAGAGCCACAGAGAAACACACCUGUGAAGAUGUGAAUGAGUGUGAGGUAUUUGGAACUUGUCCUCAGGACUGCAGGAACUCAAAAGGCAGCUACGAAUGUUUCUGUGCUGAAGGCUUUGUGUCUUUCGGUGAACUGCAUGGGACUGAAUGCGCUGCGCAAGGAAAUCCUCCAGUCCUGCUCUUGCCGGACAACAUUCGUAUUCGACGUUUCAAUCUGUCCUCUGAGCAGUAUUCGGACUAUGUGGACAAUGCCGAGCACAUUCAUGCCUUGGAUUACCUGUGGGACCCAGAGGGCGAAGGCCUCAGUGUUGUUUACUGGACAGUUCUUGGUCGGGGUUCCCAGUUUGGCUCCAUCAAGCGUGCCUACAUGACCACAUUCAAUGAUUAUGGGAGCAACCCAGUGAAAGAAGUGGAUCUGAACCUGCGGUACAUUGCCAAACCGGAGGGCAUCGCUGUAGACUGGGUUGGCAGACAUAUUUACUGGACGGAUUCAGGGACCAACAGAAUUGAAGUGGCGAAACUGGAUGGACGAUACAGGAAGUGGCUGGUCCACACUGACCUUGAUCAGCCGUCAGCUAUCAUUGUCAAUCCGUCAUCAGGGAUGAUGUACUGGACUGACUGGGGACAGAGUCCCAAAAUUGAGGCAGCCUGGAUGGACGGACAGCACAGAGAGGUCCUGGUAAAGGAAGAAGACCUGGGAUGGCCCACUGGGCUGGCUCUGGACUACGUGAAUGGAAACAGAAUCUACUGGUGUGACUCCAAAGAAAACAUUAUCGAGUCCAUGAAGCCUGAUGGGACAGACAGGAAGAUUGUCAUAUCAGGAGAUAUCGGAAAUCCCUACAGUCUGGAUGUCUUUGAGGGAAACGUGUACUGGACAACUAAAGACAAAGGAGAAGUGUGGAAGACAAAUAAGUUUGGGCAAGGAAAUAAAGUCAAGGUCCUUACAAUCAACCCCUGGCUGACACAAGUCCGUAUUUACCAGCAGUACCGGCACAACCAGUCAGUGUCCAACCCAUGUAAGAACGUCUGCAGUCACCUCUGCCUCCUCCGGCCUGGGGGCUACACCUGUGCCUGCCCACAAGGCUCCCCUCCACUAAAUGCUGACUCAACAGAAUGCGACGCAGCCAUUGAGGCUCCUGUUGCAAUGCCUCUUGCAUGUAGAUGCAUGAAUGGUGGAACCUGCUACACCGAUGAAGGGGGUCUGCCAAAGUGCAAAUGUCCAUAUGGCUAUACUGGCAGCUACUGUCAGAUGGGGAAGUCUAGAGGUGCACCAGCUGGGACAGCCGUGGCUGUUCUGCUGACCGUCAUUGUCAUCUUAAUUACCGGAGCUCUAGCUGCUGGGGUUUUCCACAACUACAAACGAACAGGAUCUUUUAUCCCAUCUAUGCCUAAACUACCAAGCCUCAGCAGCCUUGUGAAGUCAGCUGACACCGGGAAUGGGGUAACGUUUUGGUCGGGUGAUAAUGUGGACCUCGGACCGUCACACAUCGGUGUUUCUGUUAUCGACACGGCCAUGCAGAUGGAUGAUAACUUUGCCACCAAUGCUGGGCGACAGCCAAUCACAUUUGAGAAUCCACUGUACGCCACUACACCUGUCUCUGGUGAUCCAGCCGUCAUUCAUGCUACACAGGUGACAGUCAAUGUGAGUGGUGAACAGCUGAACAAGUUUGUGAACCCGACAUACCGAGGAGAUCAGAGCUCAGGUGUUGUCAACACAUCUUCCGUCUGCAGCCUUCCUGUUCAGAUGUCAAAGUGGAGCUUGUUUAAACAGAAAUUAAAGCCAAGCACCACAUUUGAAAACCCUUCAUAUUCCGAGAUGAAGGAUGAGAGACCUGGCGGAAGCAGCGAGAACACUUCUGCCCCGGAGCCGUCUCCAUUCGUUCCUCCAGCAAAACCUCCGAAGAAGGAUCGUCCCAGCACCUUCUCUCCAACUGAGGACAGUUUCAAAGACACGGCCAACCUUGUUAAAGACGACAGCGACAUAUAACCCCUCACUCUGAUGGAGGGAUUUGAAGAAGAAACACACUUUGCACAGAAUUUAUUUUUAUAUGCAGCCUGUGUACAAACUCAGAUUGUGUUGGGACAGAGAAAUGCGAUAAAGUGAAGAGAAGAUCUUCUGACACUUCUGCCUUCUGACACUUCUUAUGCCAAUUUUUUGCGUUAAUAUUUGUUUUUCUUAUUAUGAUGUACAAUAUGUAUAUCUUUGCACUGAAGCUGUUGAUAGAAAUGUUAAUAAAUAUGUUGUAAAUUUGUAAAUUUCAACAUUAAGAUUUUGUCAGAAAUAGAUCCUACAUUGUAAACUCACGGUAACCAAUAUAAAAUGUGAGCUGCGUUGUCAAUGUACAGUACUUAUAUGAUCAGAGAUCACCAGAGAAGAACGCUGGAGAAAGCUGAAGAUAUAUUCACUAUACGUUGCAAAUACUUCGUUUCAGGGAUGACAAAUUAAAGAAAUUGGAUUACAACUCACACCACUUAUUUUCAAUGAUACACAGUCCAGUAUAAACUGGAAGAGAAUCGAUUUCACUUGAUCACCUUAUCUAUAAAUCAUUGAUUCUUCUGUCUUGGACCGACUCAAAUAGUUUGGGAACAGCAGCCGAAUGUGUGCAGGUGUUGCACUUCAAUGCAGUCAAGAUCCUUGAAGAACAAUUCCUGAUAAAGAGUU
Messenger RNA from Gambusia affinis (western mosquitofish), 14723 nucleotides. RefSeq names its product low density lipoprotein receptor-related protein 2a (gene lrp2a). The transcript is spliced from 79 exons. Gene Ontology annotation, molecular function: protein binding; calcium ion binding. Lineage: Eukaryota; Metazoa; Chordata; Actinopteri; Cyprinodontiformes; Poeciliidae. Bases 69 to 14048 code for a protein of 4659 amino acids. The record is from RefSeq and is a predicted model, not a curated record.